CUGUGUUGUCUUUUCAGUCCGCGGACCCGCGUGUUCGUAUGCGUGUGUUGCAAGCACCUCUGGGCCGGACGACGCCUCGGUGAAAAAUUCGCAUGGGAAGAAGCCAUGGCUGAAAGAAUCAACUUAGAAGACACAUAGAACGUCUUCCGUUCAUACAGUCGUUACUGUCCUCUCAUUUCUACACAUUCCAACUUCUUGUUCUGUGCCGUACAACUGUGGAAACUGUGUCAUCCGGAAGUUUGUCUUGUGUUGGUGCAUUCUUUUCUCGUGUUUUGUGGCUUUAUGUGGGUCGAACUAUGAUACUAGUGCUGCCAGUGCCAAAGUCAGAUUGUGCUCCUUUCGGUUCUGAUCACGACAGGAGAUGAAAUGAUUUUCAGCCUAACGAAAAUGCGCCGCUGGAAUGGAUUACUACUCCUAGUUGCAUUCACUUCGCAGGUAUGGGGAACUACAGAAUUAGUGCUGCACCUGCCAACUGAAUACACGAGUCUCCCGAGUGGAACGCUGCGGGUUGACUACACUCCACCCGUGGGCGACCCGCAGCCAAACUUCACCUUUCCCGCGACAGACUCCGUAGAGGGCAUCCCUAUAGACGACGUCCGACCUGGUACUGAUUACACAUUCCACUUGUACCUCUCAAACAACACGGUCGACGACUACAAGCUGUGGACGACCGUAAUUGAGACAGAACCUGAACCACCAACGAACUUGUCCAUAAAAAUCGACACCGGAAAAGUCGCCCACGUGUACUGGGAGCCUCCAAAACAGGGUGGAAGCACAGGAUUUCGUCUUUCUACUCUGCCGUUAUCAGACGCCGAUGACACCACCGAACGAAGCAUUCACUUACGGGACGAAAGCCCACCCUUCACACUUCGUGACCUCACUCCAGGCGGAACUUACCAGACGAAAAUUUACACCAUCUACAAGUCCAUGGAGUCUCAGCGGUAUGCGUCGUCAAACUUCACUACAAAACCUAAUGCCCCUGGGAGGUUUAUCGUAUGGUUUCGAAAUGAGACAACACUUCUGGUGCUGUGGCAACCACCGUACCCUUCUGGAAUAUUUGACCAGUACCUAGUAAGCAUCGUACCUGAAGAUGCUUCCCAGUCUGUCCUAUAUGUUGACAAGGAAGGAGAGCCACCCGGUCCCGCACAAGCUCCAUUUUACGGUCUCGUUCCUGGAAGGGCUUACAAUAUAUCAGUUCAGACCAUCAGUCAAACACAGAUCAGUGCGCCUACGGAGGCUCAAUACCGAACAGUUCCACUGCCUCCUACCAACGUGACCUUCAAUCCAGCGAAGGUCACAUCAAGAUCCUUCGAAGUGCAGUGGGCGCCUCCAAAAUCGUUCUCAGAGUUUGACCGCUAUCAAGUGGCUUUAAGUCUUCGACAUUCAUUGAGGCAAAUCGUGGGCAAAGAUGAAGAUAGGGUAGCUAACUUUGACGUUGACCUCGAACCUGGACACACUUACGAGGUCAUGGUAAAGACUGUGAGCGGCAAUGUUGCCAGCUGGCCGGUCAUGGGGAACAUCACGACAUUACCGCUGCCCGUUGAAGAGCUAAAUGCCACAUCAGGAGAAGCAGGAGAAAUAGUGGCUGAAUGGAGUCCAAACGAAGCGAGUACACAGGAUUCCUACCUCGUGAAAUACAACGAACUGGAGGCUUUUAACAGCGACAGUGUUGAGAAAGUCAAAACGGCCUCUGUUCAUCUGGUGGGCCUGCUUCCAGGCCGCAAUUACUCCAUUAGUGUUAUGGCUGUUAGCAGAGGAGCUGCAAGUGAACCAUCUACAGUGUACCAGGCAACAAGGCCAGCGUCACCAGUUAUAGAAGCGCUUGAACCAGUGGGACAUCACAUGAAUAUAUCCUGGAAGUCUGACGUGACCAGUCGCCAAGAUUCUUUCGCGGUGGUCUACGUCCGUAACGACACAGCCGAGAAGCGCCAAGAAGACACAAAACAAAACUGGCUUUUGCUAACAAACUUGUACCCCGGUGCCAGCUAUGAAAUCAAGGUUUAUGCAGUCAGUCAUGGCCUAUGGUCAGAACCGCAUGCGUAUUACCAGACUGUCGCACCCCGACCUCCACAGAAGCUACAAAUUGUCAAAGCCAGCAAUGCAACGCUAACCCUUUCUUGGAGUGCACCAGCCAACUCCCUAGUUGACCACUAUACAGUUAGAUAUCGGCCGACAGAAUCUUCAUUUUGGAGGGAAGCUGGAGUGAUAAACACAACAUCAACUGAACUUGAAGACCUUGUGGCUGGUGAGCGUUACAUUGUUCGGGUGGCAACCGUGAGUAACAAGGUGGAAAGCAUUGAGACGCAAGAGCUGCAGCAUACGCUGUAUCCCAAUGCCAUAAAGCAUGUUAGACAUUUUCUGGAUUCACAAAACAUUACGUUUGAAUGGAUGGUUCCGACAGGUCGAGUGGAUUACUACACAAUUUUGUAUAGCCCUGUGAGAGAUGCACAAGCUCAGAAAACGAAGCAGGUGCCUGCAAAUGCAACACGAGAGGGCGAUAACGUCAGCGUUAUCGUUGACAAUCUGAAACCGGGAGAGCUAUAUUCAUUCCGCAUGUACGCGGUGAGCCAUGAAGUCCGGAGUGAAGUCAUCGGCGUCCAGACAAGGACAAUGCCGGUCAUCGACUCAGUCAUCAAUAUUGUGGCUGACGAGCACGAAACCAGGACGCUGGGAAUCAAGUAUACGCCCACACCUCAGCGCCAUGUUGUGUUUGACCGCUACCGGUUCCAACUUAGCGACACCGGAAUCCCAGCACAGGAGAAGUUAUCGAAUGAAACGAACCGCUUGGUUCUCUUCGAUAAUUUAACACCCGGGAGACUAUACAACAUAAGCAUCUGGACCAUAAGCGGUGGCGUGUACAGUGUUCCGAUAUACCGUCACACGCGACUGUUUCCAGAUCCCGUCAAAGACAUCAAGGCACUGACUGUGACAGACACAACGAUUUCUUUGGUGUGGGAAAGUGCAACUGGUGAUCGUGACGGCUACGAAGUGCAGUACCUGGACCACCGGGGCAUCCUUGUGCAGAAUUUUACCCUCUCUGAACGCAUCUCAUACACAAACCUGCGGCCGCAUCAUAACUACACAUUCGUCGUCGCUGUCAUGAGUGGUUACGACACUUCCACGGUGCGCCGAAGUCUACCAAUUUCGCGUACCUUUCAAACACUUGAAUCAGUACCAGGAAGUGUUCAUCAUUUUCAUCCUUUUGACUUGAAACCAAGCGAAAUCGUGUUGCAGUGGUCACUACCUCCUAGUGAGCAGAACGGUGUGCUGACGGGCUUCAAAAUUACCUACUACAUGAAGGGCUCCUUGACCUAUCGCCACAAACUCUUUGAACCGACAGAUACUCUAGGAACUAUCACAAACCUAAUCCCUGGACGGACGUAUAUUUUCGAGAUUCAAGCCCACACUAAAAUUGGUCCAGGAGGGAGAGCCCGAUGGGAGGAAACGAUGCCAAUAUGGGCACCGCCUCGCCCUAGCGACACCGUGUUCCCGACGCCGUUGGGACACAGUUCAUCUACGAUACGCAUUGUGUAUCGCAAGAACUACUUUACCAACAGCCAUGGACCUAUCUAUGCGUAUAGCGUGAUAGUGGCUGAGGACGAUGCCAAGGACAGCAAUUUUGCAAAUCUGCCUUCUUGGUCAGAUGUCCAAAGUCAUCACACCUGGCCUCCGUACCAGGUGACAGAGCCGUAUUACCCCUUUAAUGGUACUCUCACCGAGGAUUUUGUUAUCGGGACAGACGACUGCAAGGGACGAAAUGGGUACUGCAACGGUCCGCUGAAGCCUGGCUCAUCCUACCGUGUCAAAGUGCGAGCCUACACUGCGCCGGACAAAUUCACAGACACUGUGUACUCCUACCCCAUACAGACAGAUCCCGACAAUACGCCACUAAUUGCGGGUAUCCUAGUGCCCCUUUCCCUUCUGCUAGUCCUCGCACUUCUCCUCCUGAUCCUUCGUCGCCGACGCGUUGGUCCGUUUGCCAAACACUCCCGUGGAGACCACUCCAAAGACGACGCCGUUUCAAUACCUGAGAGCGAGAUGGUAACGAGCCGCCCAGUCAAGCUGAAGGACUUCAUGGAGCACUACCGCAUCAUGUCAGCCGAUUCGGACUUCCGGUUCUCGGAGGAAUUUGAAAUGCUCAAACACGUUGGGCGAGAUAAGCCUUGUGGUGCGGCUGACCUGCCAGUCAACAGACCCAAGAAUCGUUUCACGAACAUCCUCCCAUACGACCAUUCAAGAGUGAAGCUUCUGCCAACGGAUGACGAAGACGGCUCAGACUAUAUUAACGCCAAUUACAUUCCAGGUUUCAACUCUCCACGGGAGUUCAUUGUCACUCAGGGACCACUACACAGCACACGGGACGACAUGUGGCGCAUGAUCUGGGAACAGAACUGUCGUGCGAUCAUAAUGCUGACGCGGUGCAUAGAAAAAGGCAGAGAGAAAUGUGACCACUACUGGCCGUAUGACACUCAGCCGGUAUAUUAUGGCGACAUUCAGGUGACCAUUUUGAACGAGUCCCAGUAUCCUGACUGGACGAUAUCGGAAUUCAAAGUUUCCAGGGGUGACCAGUCCCGGAUAGUCAGACAUUUUCACUUCACCACGUGGCCAGACUUCGGGGUACCCGAUCCUCCACAGACGUUGGUGAAAUUUGUUCGAGCAUUCAGGGAGCGUGUCAUUCCAGACACAAAGCCCAUUGUCGUUCACUGCAGCGCUGGUGUUGGGAGGUCCGGAACAUUCAUCGCCUUGGACCGUAUCCUUCAAGGCAUUAGGAAAUAUGACAUUGUCGAUAUAUUUGGUAUCGUCUAUGAAAUGCGACGUGAGCGAGUCUGGAUGGUCCAGAAUGAGCAACAGUACAUUUGCAUUCAUCAAUGUCUCAUGUGCGUCCUCGAAGGCAAAGAAGACAUUUUAGACUCUCCAAGACCCGAAGCUCAUGAUAAUCAAGGUUUUGAAGCCCGGAGUUACUAGCCGCCGCUCUGUCCUGCAUUCACGAUGAUGAGGGAAUAGCAGAGUCUGGAAUCUGACUUCUGGAACUUGGGAGCUACCCUAAGAAGUUGUCUAAUGCUCCCAGAUGUGCAAGACAAUGUUGAGUUUGCAUCACUGAAGCCCAGCCCCUCGGUUCAGUAUUCGGAGAAGUCAGCUCAAAGUUCAUACAUUGAGCAUGACAAGAUUUUUAGACAUAUCGGGACUGUUCUUGGAACUUUGACGCGCAGUGGCGCAUUCAACCAUUUUAGUUCAAACUUCAUUCACAUUUUUAGUACCACAGUGGCACCCCUGAACAUGCCCUUUCACUUGCUUUCAUUGUGCUGUGGUUUCCCUUGCAACAAUAUGGUUUACUGUUCCAUCUUUAGUGAAUCGGCCGGCAUUCACUAAUCACGAGGGAUACCACAACCACGCCAUGUCAGUUACUUAGGAAGGAUUCUUGUACUUACCCACUUGGUUGCCAAAUACGAUAUGAACUCAGGCAAUUGUACAUAUUACCUAUUUUAAAUACUACUUCUUUUAGAUAUUGCAACGAGCCAUGAACAAUGUUGAAGUGCAAUUAAGUGUGUGACAAGCCUUCAUCUAUAUUAUCUAGUUUUAAUGAGAUUACUGUGCCUGUACUUUAUGGUUCAGAAAUUUAUUCCAACUUUUACAUAUUUCCAUUUUAUCAUUUAGUCUUUCAGACAAGCUAAAAGAAAUUUGUUCCAUGAGGUGGAACACUGGUUGACCUAGGAAUGCUGUGGUGUAUUAUUUAUUGUUAUUUAUGGAAUUUUUGAGAGACUGUCAUGACAAUAAGUGUGCAUGUCUUAUCAUAUUUUUGUAGGAAACACAUCCCUUAUAGCUCGAAAUAGAUCUGAGUCUAUUGUCAUGGUGGCUGCACCAUGCUAUCAAUGUAAAGACGAAAUGUUUGUUGCCCAGGUCACAGCUGUUGCUUUGCAAUGUGUACCCAGUUGGUUUAGCUAUGGAUAUGCUGUGGUUGUAGAACCUGAAUAACAAGCAUGCCACUUUGAGCUUAUAGAGCAACAAAGUAUGUCGAUGCAUAGGAUGUACAAAAGGUAACAAAGUUAGUGCCAAUAAUAUCUUUACCAAAUGUCUUAAAGGCUGUUACAGAAUGCUGCCAUGCAGUAGCAUUAAGCUCUUCCAUCUCUUUUAAGACACGGUCUUUUGAUGUACAGUUUCAUUCUGCAUUAUCUUCAUUCAUAACUCAUUUCUGAAGUAAGAAUAAACAAUGGUGUUCAAUUUGUCUAA
Molecule: messenger RNA, 6228 nt
Organism: Ornithodoros turicata
Lineage: Eukaryota; Metazoa; Arthropoda; Arachnida; Ixodida; Argasidae
Product: tyrosine-protein phosphatase 10D-like
Exons: 26
Coding region: 367-4965 (1532 amino acids)
Biological process (GO): protein dephosphorylation
Molecular function (GO): protein binding; protein tyrosine phosphatase activity
Source: RefSeq, a predicted model, not a curated record